Molecule: messenger RNA, 2046 nt
Organism: Paramecium octaurelia
Lineage: Eukaryota; Ciliophora; Oligohymenophorea; Peniculida; Parameciidae
Source: the annotation of a GenBank genome assembly
CAAGAAGUAUGACUCUAUUUUCUGAGUUUCUCAUUAUAGGAUAUUAGCCAGAAGAAUAUAAAGAGACGGAAAUCAUUGAAUACUUCCACAUAAACGGAUCAAGUCUUCCAGAUUAUCUUAGAAAUGUAGGCAUUGUAAUUAUCUGUUUGAAUUGCUAUAUAGAUGUGUUUUACAAGUGGCUUCGAUGUCAAGUAAGAACAAGAAUAGUAAAAGAAAUCGGAUGACAUCAACAGCAAGAAUUAUUUGCAUCAGUUUGUGAUUACAGAUCAGAAUGGAUAAUUACGAUACUGCACUUCUCUGGUCGUAUUCGAGAGCUUCAAGAACGACCUUUAUACUCCAUUCGCUUAUGUGAUUGUUUCUGAGCAAUCCAACCUUGUUAGAUAAAAAUGUUAUAUGAGAGCAUUGUACAAUGGCAUCUUUGACAGAGUGACAGUACUAAUUAUUUAAAUUAAUUUAUAGAGAUAUAGAGAUCGUGGAUGGUAAAUGGGAUCAUAGAAAUUAUCUAAUCAAUAAUUAUUUGAAUUCUAUUUGUCUGUCGGAAUCACUAACUUGGAUGGAUUAUACUUUGUACCUAAACAAAUCAUGAAGACACGACAAGAAGUGAUAACAGAUCUAAUUAUUAACAAUCCUAAUCAUAAAAACAAUCUGUACAAUAAAGACAUCAGUUUCAAUGUUUUAUUUUCCAAAUUAUCAAUCAAAAGCAUAAUUAAAGUAGUGCAAUCAAUAAUCCUUGAAAAACAGAUCAUUUUAUUCACUACUUAGGUUUGGGACUUAGCCACCAUCACUGAAGCAUUCCUCCAAUUUAUUUACCCUCUCUAAUGGAGAUGCAUUUAUAUACCCUAUCUACCAGCAGAAAUACUUGACACUCUUCAUGUUUCUGUCCCUUACAUCAUUGGAGUGCAUUGCAAUCUCAAGGAACGAGUAUUAACACAAUACGACUGCCUUGAUAAGAUUCUCGUCGACUUAGAUCAAGACAGAGUCAUCGGCUGUAAUCUAGUAUUUAGAGAUAUUAUGUUUUUGUUAGAUCUUGCCCUUCCCAGAACAACUUGUAGAAACCCUUGUGAAUUAGAGUUCCAAAUUUUCGUAUUAAGAUGAUGUAACUUAAACAUUUGUUUCUAGUCUGAAUUGCUCUAGGUUUAAUGCUGCUUCCUUAAAUUCCAAUUGUAACUCAUCAACAACAUUGUCCCAUACUUUAUUUACUCUGACAUCCUACAAUAGAAACCAAAAAUAGAGGACAUAUUUGAUAAGGAUCUUUAUAUUGAAUAAUUUACUCCUUUAGAUUAAGAAUUCUACAGGGAAUUCGUCAACAAAACUAUGGUAUUCAUAUUCUUAUAGAGUUUGUAGAUGUUCCAACGCUUUAUUGAAGAAUCCUAUUAAUACUUACAUUAAAAGUAAUUCUUGAAAUAAAACAUUAAAGCAAAUAUUUUUAUUGAUCUACUUCUAUUGAUCAACACUUCAGGGUAUUUCAACAUUUACAAAUUGCAAAACAAAGACUUUGAAGCCAAAUUAUUCAGUCUAAUGAAUGAAUCCAAAUCCUUGAUUCCAGAAUCAGAGAAAUCAAUUCAUUCGCUCUUUGCCCAAUAUCAAAAACAAACCAAUGACUAUUUAAUUCCCUAAAAGAAGUUUCCUGUCCUCUAAAUCGACAAAUCUAAAAUCAUUCAAAUAGAUGCCAUUCAAAAUAGUAUUCACCAAAGCUCACUUAUGUAAAGAAGCACUUAAUCUUAAAAAACCGAUAUCAGUAAUGAAAAUAAAUAGGUCAUCAAUAUCCUCACAAUCAAAGUCCACAAAAUUAAUCCCAUUACUAAAUCUUUUAUACAAAAUGAUGUUACUUCUUAAAUUAUUUUGAAAUAUCCUAAAAAAUCUUUGUCAAAACUUAAAAAAACUUUGGCUGACCAAUUACUUAAAUUAGCCCCUGAAGUCAACGUCGAAUAUAAGCCAAUCCAAACAUCUUAAAUGUUGAGUGUCAGACAGAGCAAACGAAUAUUUAACACUGAAGAAAUGGGUUACGUAAGCAUGUAUAGGACUAAAACCUACAAUAUGUACUGA